AUGAAGCACAGGAAGUGCUUCUCAAAGGCAUCAGUUACUGAUGUUCUGAAACCAGAUAAGCCAUGCUCAGGAAAAGACCACAAAGUGCAUUUGUCAAAUACUGUAAAGGGAACGGCAGUACAACAAACUAAUAAAGAUAUUUCAGCCCAAAGGAUACAGAGAGCUUGGUUAUCUCAUAUGGACCAAACAAUAUUUCAACUCCUAAAGCACACGAUUCGUGCAGCAGAACUUCGUGUGACACAUCAAAUACUGAAGGAAGUGAGCCCCUUAGAGGCUGAGCUUGUGAAAGAUCCUAGCAUGAAGUGUAAAGUUAGAUUCAGAUUUAGUGGUGAAACAUUUCCACCUGUCAUCGUAUUUAAAAUUUUUCUUCAUACCGAAGGACAUGGUUACAACUAUUUCAGUGGAAAAAAAUUCUUAAAGCCAUCGAGUGAGGCAGUGGCCGAUGCUUGCAAAAUAAUGGGGAAAAGGAGAUUUUGUCAUCAAGUUAUGGAAGAGGAACGUUUUUUCCAGAAGUUCAAAAUAACUGAUGAAAUUGAUAUUGUCACCCUGCAAGAUUACAUGCAAUACUCCAGUCUUCUGGAUGAGACUCCUGCAUCCUAUGGUGGCAGAAAUAACUACUGGCGAAAAUUAAACCUCAAAAACAUCCCCAGGACGAUGAUAAUAUAUGACACAGUUCAUUAUGCAGAGUCUGGAAUAAUCUCACACCGUCUACAAAAAGAAAUGAAGUAUCUGUUACAGAAGCCACAAACGGAAGAGAUGCGUAAGCACCAGCUAUGGAUUGUUUCUGAAGUUAGAUGCCCUUCAUCCUUUCCAACUAGCCAACCUUUGUAUGGGCCCUACCAACAGCAGAGUCAAAUUCAACAUCUGGGUCGUCGAUCUAAGCAAGCUCAAAUGAAAGUCGAAAAAAUGAAAAAAGCUUACAAGAUGGCUAAAGAAAAAAAUGCUUCUGUGGGGACUGUAAGUUGA
Messenger RNA from Puma concolor (puma), 966 nucleotides. The record is from RefSeq and is a predicted model, not a curated record. Lineage: Eukaryota; Metazoa; Chordata; Mammalia; Carnivora; Felidae.